Fopius arisanus is the source of this 640-nucleotide messenger RNA. It is a transcript of the gene ND-B17.2, whose product is annotated as NADH dehydrogenase (ubiquinone) B17.2 subunit. The transcript is spliced from 3 exons. The record is from RefSeq and is a predicted model, not a curated record. The coding region runs from base 60 to 485 and encodes 141 amino acids. Lineage: Eukaryota; Metazoa; Arthropoda; Insecta; Hymenoptera; Braconidae. Gene Ontology annotation, biological process: mitochondrial respiratory chain complex I assembly; response to oxidative stress. Gene Ontology annotation, cellular component: membrane.
GCGUGGUUUAUUUUCGUAACCAUAUUUUUGCAUAAUCGGAUAUUUUGGAUUCUAUCAUAAUGAGUUUUCUUAAAGCUUAUUUGAACAUUUUCGGGAAUUUCGGAAAGGUCAUAAAACAGAAUGGAGGACCUAUAGGGUGUCUUAAAACCCUCUACAGAAUGGAUGAUUUAAAAUGGGGUACUUUGGUUGGAGAGGACAAAUACGGUAACAAGUACUAUGAGAACAAUUACUAUUUCUACGGUCGUAACAGGUGGAUCGUUUACGCUCCGUACGUUCACAUGAACUACGAUGGCUCCCAAGUCCCUGCUGAAUGGUUUGGAUGGUUGCACUACAAAACUGACCUUUUGCCCCAAAACGAUCCCUCUAGACCAAAGCACAAGUGGAUGAUCGAUCAUCAAAUGAAUUUGUCAGGCACCAACCAAGCCUACAUGCCAUACAGCACGACCAAGUCCAAAGUUGAACCCUGGAAGCCUCCUCAGUGCUGAAUAAUCACAAUUUAAACAAAAUAGAUUCUUCAUUACAAAUUGGUGAGCUAGGAAAUUAAAUAUUGAUCAAAUGUACCAGAUGUAAUGGACAUAGUAAUGUAAAAUAAAUAAUAACAUCCAUUACCACGGGUAAAAUAAAUAUAUUAAAACCAAAA